AUGCAGAAUAAAUCUUUUGUCGGCAUCACUAUUCACUUUUUAGAAAAAUCUAAGAUAACGAGCGGAACUAUGGGGGUAUUUGAAUUGUUUGAAAGACACACAGCAGAAUAUAUGCAAAGGAGACUUACAGAAAUCUUUGAUGAAUGGUGUGUUUCCAUAGAUAGGGUUACUGCUGUAGUAACUGACAAUGACAGCACCAUUAUGAAAGUAAAUAGAGAAAUGUUUGGUGAAAAUAAAAUAAUACCAUGCUUCGCACAUACAGUGAAUUUAGUUGUGAUCAAUUCAUUGGAUAAAGCUAAAACUUCUUCUCUGAUCAUAAGCAAAAUACGUGAAAUUAUUAAAUUCCUUAAACGCACUGUCAAUGCCAGUGAUGAAUUACGUAAAAAGCAAAGGGAUUUUGGUGUGAAGGAAGGCCAGACGAAGAAGCUAAUCCUUGACGUCCGCACUCGUUGGAUUUCCACUUAUUAUAUGUUAGAACGCUUUAUAGAGUUAGUGUCAACGAUAGGUGCAAUACUAUUAUGUCGUUCUGAUGCUCCACCGAUGAUAACAUCUAGCGAAGUUGCAUGCCUCCGCGAAAUUGUCCAACUUUUAGAACCGUUUGAAAAGUUGACUAAAGAAAUUUCUGGACAAAAUUAUGUCACG
This is a messenger RNA of Onthophagus taurus, 642 nucleotides long. Lineage: Eukaryota; Metazoa; Arthropoda; Insecta; Coleoptera; Scarabaeidae. The record is from RefSeq and is a predicted model, not a curated record.